Messenger RNA from Halichondria panicea, 2394 nucleotides. Its product is annotated as sushi, von Willebrand factor type A, EGF and pentraxin domain-containing protein 1-like. Lineage: Eukaryota; Metazoa; Porifera; Demospongiae; Suberitida; Halichondriidae. The transcript has 12 exons. The record is from RefSeq and is a predicted model, not a curated record. The coding region runs from base 361 to 2394 and encodes 677 amino acids.
UUUCUGUGAGCAUGCUGACUGGUCUCAUGUAGGGAUCCAAUACCUGCAGGCAAAACACAAGCAGUUUCAACACAUUAUAAUUAUGAUUAUGUAAUAGUAGUAUUCAAUUUCCUAAUAAGAGUAAGAAGUAGAUCUACACCCACUUGAAUGGGCCUAUAACGCGCUAGCAGUACUGUACGUAAUGGGGGAGGGAGGUCGUAUAUAUAUAGCGCCACUACAAUGUGGGCCUAAAGCUAUAGGAUGCCGUUACUGCUUACAGGGAGGUAGUUAGUGCCACAAUAUAUUGUAUACUAGCUGCAACAACACAGCUAGCUAGCUAGGGAUACCUACUAACUGUCUACCAUUGAAGAGAGACUACCCAUGACAUCCAUGCUGUGUAGACUAGUGUGUGUGGUCCUGCUCUCUGGGAUCACUGCACUGGCAGGGGGACAGCAAAGUUCAGUGAUCUGCACUGACCUACCCUCACUGGCUAUUGGGGAUAUCGACUAUGGUGGUGCUGGAUCCACUAACAGCAGACCAGAGGGCACUGUGGCCAGGUACACCUGUGACACUGGCUACACUCUCAAUGGAGGCAGCACCUUCAGGACUUGUGGGAGUGGAGUGUGGAGUGGGUUUGCUCCAGUGUGUCUGCUGAACUGCCCUGACUUACUCCCACUGACCAAUGGGAUGAUUAUGUACAAUGCUACUGCUGGAUCUACUGUUAAAAACAAAACGUUCAGCUCUACUGCUGUGCAUUCCUGCAACACUGGCUACACUCUCACUGGAGGUGCCACCACCAGGGUCUGUGUGAGUGGAGGGAGAUGGAAUGGGUCACCUCCAACUUGUCAAAAGGACACAGGACCCACCUGCCCUGACUUACCCUCACUGACAAAUGGGAUGAUUAUGUACAGUGCUGGAUCCCCUGACAACAGACCUUUCAUCACUGUGGUCACCUACUCCUGUAACCCUGGCUACACUCUCACUAGUACUGGAAGGGACACCACGCGGAUCUGUGUGAGUGGAGGGAGCUGGAGUGGGUCAGCUCCAACUUGUCAAGGACCUACUGAACCACCCACCACCUGUCCUGACCUCACUGUACCAGCCAAUGGAAUGAUCAGCUACACUAUGGGGACUGCUAGUCUGAGACCAGUGGGCACUAUGGCCACCUACACCUGUGACACUGGCUACACUCUCAAUGGAGGCAGCACUAGGGUCUGUGUGACUGGAUGGAUCUGGAGUGGGUCAACUCCAACUUGCCAAGGUGACUCUUUGGAUACAGGACCGACAGUUGCUCCAUCCAUCACCUGCCCUGACCUAACUUCUAUGACCAAUGGAAUGAUCAGCUACAAUACGGGGAAUAGUCCCAGAUCAGUGGACACUGUGGCCACCUACACCUGUGACACUGGCUACACUCUCAAUGGAGGUACUACCACCAGGACUUGUAGGAGUGAUGGAAUGUGGAGUGGGUCAGCUCCAAAUUGUCAAGGACCUUGUUCUGAUUUACCACCACUAAUGAAUGGAGACAUUGCCUACACUGGUGGACUUGCUGACAGCAGGCCUAUUAAUACAAUUGCUACCUACACUUGUGACAAUGGCUACACUCUCACUGGAGGGAGUUUCCGAGCUUGUCCGAAUGAUGGGACCUGGAGUGGAACAACUCCAACCUGUCAAUUGAACACAGGACCCACUGAACCACCCACCACCUGUCCUGACCUGACUGUAUCAACCAAUGGAAUGAUCACCUACAAUAUGGGGACUGUUAGUCUGAGACCAGUGGGCACUAUGGCCACCUAUAACUGUACCACUGACUACACUCUGGAUGGAGGCAGCACCAGGACUUGUGGGAGUGAUGGAAUGUGGAGUGGGUCAGCUCCAACUUGUCUGUUAGCGGAAAUCACUACCUCUCCCCCCACUGCAACCACUGCCACUACUGGAGGGGACACUGGGCCCACCACUGCAGCUAACAACACAGGAGGUGUGGUGGCAGGUGUAGUCCUUGUGUUACUCAUUCUAGCCGCUGUCAUUGUGGUGGGUAUCAUUGUCGGGGUCUACUUCUGGAGGAAACUUCGUGGCAACCAGACCAAGUACACACAAUCACCCUCCCCACGUCAUGCCCCUCCCCCUCGCCCCAUCCCCUAUCAAGCAUCCUUCAAGAAGAGCAACGGACAAGACAGUAAAGUCACUAUUGAGAAAGUCGACGAGCCUAGUAUAGUAGAGUUUCCUAGUGAUACUCAUGUGACGGAGGGGGAGGAGGUGUAUCUGAGGGUGAAGGUGGGAGGUCACCCUCCACCCAGUAUCACCUGGUACCACGACAGUAGGAAGGUGACUGCAGACUAUGCCACAGAACUGGACCAGGACGAUGGAUUAUCCUUCCCUAGUGUGGAGACUAAGCAUGCUGGUGAGUACAGGCUAUAA